GUUCUGGAAAGGUGCUCGGUUCGAUUACGUUCUUUGCGCUCCGUUUGAACUUACCGGAAAUUUCGGCUGGCGCUGAAGAUGGAAUCUAAUCGAGCGAGUUGCUGUCGACGAUCCCGCGCCACACGAGCUACCAUCUGGCCAGAUGGCUGACCUUCAAAUCAUCCUGGUUGACGUAGAAUCAGGGCACUGACUACCUCCAAAGUGGUGAAGAUGGCCCGAAAUAAGUGUGAAGAACGAAGCGAGAAACAUUGGCCCAUUAGGCGGUGCGUGGCGUAGCCCAAGGAGGAGCUCUUGUUUUCCUGGAGUUCUUUUGUCUCCAAUAACGCAGCAGACACAAGGAAGUUCCGAAUUUUCUGGGAGGAGUCCCGCAGAGCUGUGAAGGGAGACAUCGGCUCGUGACGUUCUCGGGCAGCUUCUCCACCAGAUUUCGGUCAGAUUAUCGCUCAGAACUUUGUCUCAGGGAGAGAGAAUCUGGAAGUCAUCUCUCAGCCUCAGGCAUUAACACCUUUGGGACGACUUAAAAAAUCUCAAGUACUUGUCGUCACUCGGGUUCAAUUCACGCAAAGUACUCGAGGAACGCUACGGCAGAAAAUAAGUGCGGGCGAGAAAGCGGAGGAUGCGUAUCCCGGCAGGCGACAAGGAGGCAAAAACGCGGAUACAUCCGGAAAAGCAGGUGUCUCAGCAUGGGGAGCCAGCAGCCGAAAUCCAAACGCAACGACAGAGGUGGCAACAGCAGAUAUGAGAUGAUCGAGUACAGGAGACGACGGCCAGGAGGCUGACACGAAGGAGAUCGGCGUGGAAGGACAACAUCCGAGGAUACGUGCAGGACUAGUUAGCAGCCAGCUCGCAUUGACUGAAUUUUCCAAACACAUUCCUCUUUGUAAGGAGUUGUGGCUCCUUUCAGGAUGAGCGGGAUUGUCGCAGAUGAUAGCAGCUACCUUGUAACACACUAUACGAGCGUGUGGUCGUACCUGUGGCCUCACAUCUCUCAUUCUUUGGAAGUCGGGAGCGUGAACUUGGAUUGGAGAGCGAGAUGUUCUCUGUUUAUGCUCCGGAGCGUGAGGUCUGUCUCUCAACCGCUGAAGCACUUUGGAAGAUGGACGGAGAAGGCAAUUAACCUGUGUGCAGCCAAUGGAGGAAUUCUCAGGACCUUGUAUACACUUUCGAUAGAUCCACAGGCGCUUGUUGAUCUUGCCGAGGACUCGGAGAGCUACCUGACUUUCAACGGCCACAUGGAACCAAGAACCAGCCUCCUCCAAGCCCCUUUGUCUCAGCGUCUUUGUCUUUCAUGUCCAGACUCCAAAGCGGUAGCAGAUGUUUGUGCUAUGGCGUCUAAGGUUGCGUAUGAGAGCCCGAAGUUCAUCGAAUUUGUCGUGAAUCAGAAUUGGAAGAUGCAUCUACUAGGAACUUACAACUGUUGGAACGAGUUUCAGAAAAAAAACUCGACUCAAGCUUUCAUCUUUGCCGACCGGGAAACUGAUGCAGAAGCCAUCGUUCUUGCCUUCCGGGGAACGGAAGCCUUCAAUGCAUACGACUGGUGCACAGACUUGGAUUUCUCCUGGUACGAGCUGCCGCAGCUCGGCCGUGUCCAUCUCGGAUUCCUUGAAGCACUGGGCCUGGGCGACAGGAACAGGAUGCAAAGCUUCCAGAGGUUGAAGCAGAACAUCUACGAGAACUCGAGGACUCCGUUGCCACAGACUCCGACGUCUGGACUGCCGGACUUUGUCCUCAGCGACGAGACGAAGCUGCUUGCGUACGACCACAUCAGCGCGGAGCUCAUCACUAUCCUACGGAACCACAGAAACGCAAAGCUCUACAUCACCGGUCACAGCCUCGGCGGCGCUCUAGCGACUCUCUUCACCGCCAUGCUCUUCUACAACCGGGAAGAGCAUCGCAUCUUUUACAACACCGAGGACGAUGUUGCCAGGAGGCUCGCGGCGCUCUACACGUUUGGCCAGCCCCGUGUUGGAGACGAGAGCUUCGCGUCCUUCAUGGACGCCAGCUUAAACAAGCCAACCAUGAGGUACUUUAGAGUUGUCUACAAUAACGACGUGGUAGCUCGAGUCCCCUUCGACAACUCUUUGUUUGGCUUCAAGCAUUUCGGGAAUUGCUGCUACUUCACUCACAACUACACCCUCCAGAUCCUUCCGGACGAGCCAUUUCCCAAUUUCCUCUCCCCGGUUUACAUGGUGCUGUCCCGGCUUUACGCGCUGUUCGAGCUCGUCCAGAGCUUCUUCAUGAGCUAUAGAUAUGGCGGGGAGUUUAGCGAGACGAGGUUGUCCACUGUGGCAAGGAUUGCAGGCUUGCUCGUGCCUGGGAUCGCCGGGCACAGCUUGGUGAAUUACGUCAACUGCGUCCGGCUGGGUCCCGACCAUCUCGAUCCGGCGUGCCUGCAAAACUCUGAGUGGGAUAAAUCACAGUAAUCAUCGCAACUAUUUCGUA
This is a messenger RNA of Selaginella moellendorffii, 2442 nucleotides long. RefSeq lists its product as uncharacterized. Gene Ontology annotation, biological process: lipid metabolic process. Lineage: Eukaryota; Viridiplantae; Streptophyta; Lycopodiopsida; Selaginellales; Selaginellaceae. The record is from RefSeq and is a predicted model, not a curated record. Gene Ontology annotation, molecular function: triacylglycerol lipase activity. Bases 906 to 2423 code for a protein of 505 amino acids. The transcript has 8 exons.